Messenger RNA from Pogona vitticeps (central bearded dragon), 3095 nucleotides. It is a transcript of the gene DACT2, whose product is annotated as dishevelled binding antagonist of beta catenin 2. Lineage: Eukaryota; Metazoa; Chordata; Lepidosauria; Squamata; Agamidae. Gene Ontology annotation, biological process: negative regulation of nodal signaling pathway. The record is from RefSeq and is a predicted model, not a curated record. Gene Ontology annotation, cellular component: cytoplasm.
CCGCCGUCGCCGCUGCAGCAGCAGCAGCAGCGCCCGGGCGCCUGGGACCGCAGCAGGGUCAGCGAGCGGCUGCAAGCCGCCCUGGCCGGCCUCCAGGAGCUCCAGGUGCUGCGGGAGAAGCAGCGGGCGCUGGUGAGCGGCGCCUUGGCCAUGCAGCCCGCCGCCCAGGGCAGCCAGGCGCAGCGGCGGAAGGAGCAACGCCUGGAAGCCACCCUGACCGCCUUGAAGGAGCAACUGUCACGUCUGAGGAGACAAGAUGUUGGACUGAAAAGCCACUUGGAUCAGCUGGACCAACAGAUUAGUGAACUGAAGCUGGAUGUAGGCAAAACAUCCAUUGAAUAUCUUGACAGUGACAGCAGACCAAGUUCAGGCUUUUAUGAUCUGAGUGAUGGUGGGUCUUGCUCCUUGUCCAAUUCCUGUACAUCUGUCUUCAGCGAAUCCAUCUCCUCGUCCCAUGCCAGUUUAUUGACAAGUUCUUCUCAGCAGCCCAAAACCCGACUUAGCAUCUUUGAUUACCGCCCGAAAUCUGCAGACGAAACCACAGUACACAACCAGUUCCAGCCACAAGGAGCCCAUAACAUCGAGGGAUGUUGCAUCAAAACUUGCUGUGAUGUUUCAGGGACUCCCACUAAGUCCAGACCAAGGCCUGUUUCCACAGGUGACCUUGAAAGACUCACCACGGAAGAUGCAGCAUUUCCUCAAGCAGCUGACCCCAAAUCCUUCCCUCUGCUUUGCGCAGGGGUAGAACUCCAGUUCUAUAGUGUGGACCCUAAAUACCAGAGUGACUUGGUCUCUAAAAGUGGGAACGAUGUAUAUCUGUACCCCAGCCCCCUUCAUGCUGUGGCUUUACAGAGUCCUUUAUUUUCUCUGGUGGGGUCAUCAUCAGACACAGAAGCCUAUCCUCUGCCCAACAAAAUUGCUCUCAGUGCCGUUGGGCCCAGUUUGAUUAAGACUCGGCCAGUUGUAGAGUCCAGGCCAGGAGGUUACAUCAACAAACUGCUCCAGCUGACACGCCACAGAGGAAACAAUCAGGCAGACGCCAGUGAAAGGUGUCCAACAAAGAGCCAGCCAUUCACAAUGCUCCAGAGACUCAUUAUAAUCCCCAGUGCUGGUGGAGUGAAAAUUAACAGCAGUGGCAGCCAGCUGGAAAAACAAGGGGGCUCACCGCAUAGUAACAAAGCUGAGGGGAAACUGAAGAGGGAGAUGCCUGAGGGGGAAUGUGCCAAACAGCAGGGAACUGUGCACUGUGUGAAUGCAGAGCAGACCGCUGCCAUGGUUCAUGCAGAGUCUUCCUUGGCUGUGAAUGGCCGUUACCCUGCCAAAUCAUCUGUGAGGGACUCUCCUCUGACAGAAGUAGGUGAAAGCAGCCUGGAACGCAGUUCUUCCAGCUCACAACUUGGAACGGAGGAUUCUAGCUUGAGCCCUGCAAAUGCUCAUGUUGCUCCAGCCAAAAAAUCUCACAAGAAACCUGCCUUUGCCAUCAAGCCUGGAGGUCUUGAAUUUAUGCCUCAAGGGGGAUUUGUUCAUGCCAAGUUUGUCCCUGCAGAGUCCCAUGAAGUUAGGGUGAAGUUUGCUAACUCUAAAACGAAGCCUGUGAAAGUGAAGAGGAGGAACAGUGAGAAGGUGCCGAGGCCUGGGAAACAGACUUUCUCAGUGGAAAAGCCAAAGGGUGUGCAUCAUCUUGCUGCCAAGUUGCCUGUCGAGUGGAAUUUUUCUCAGCGACAAAUCAGGGGAAGGAACCUGGUUAGGAGGCCUACGUUUGCUGGAGAAACUACAGGCAGGUCUUGCUCAGAAUCCAGCCUAUACCCUGUGCCAUUCAGAAUCCCUCAGGGACCCUCAGGGCCUGAACUCUACCAAGCUUCAGCUAAUGCCAUGUAUUCUCUUGAAACAGCUUACACGGCCACCAAGAAGAAACACCGCAAAUGGCAGUCCACUGUAGAAAUCUCAGCAAAAACCCAGGUUGCUAGUCUUUCUGGUGGCUUUGCCUCAGGGCCACCGAGGCCACAAGCCAGAAGAGCAGGGGUUGUGCGGGCUGUGACUAUGAGGGCACGUUCCAAGAAUCGGCACCCCUUUCAUCCUGGAACAUAUGCCAAAAGCGAGUCAGACCAUUCCGAAUAUUCUGCAGAAUGUGCUUCCCUUUUCCACUCUACCAUAGCUGAGACCAGUGAAGGAGAGGUCAGUGACUAUACAGCCAAUCGCUUUGGGGACAGCGAGUCGAGUGAAAGUGACUCAGAGGGCAGCAGCAAUAGCAGUAGCCUGACUCUUGACUAUGAGGGUGAGGGUGAGCAGGAACUGAUCUGGCCUGACUCUUCUGCCCAGCAGUCAGCAACUGUUCAGGCCUCCUCCAAGUCGCUUCCACCCAUCCCCAAACUCUGCCGCAUCAAAGCUUCAAAGGCCCUUAAGAAGAAGAUUAGGAGGUUCCAACCUGCCUCUCUGAAAGUUAUGACCAUGGUUUAAAGUGAAAGCUGGGACUUCUUUUCUCAGCUGACUGUACCAUUUGCAAAAUAAAAGAGGACUGAUCCUUUAAAGGAGUUUGUGAAAUGUGAUUACACCCCUAGGUUCUAAGGCAUGGGUACUUUUGUUGUUGUUGUUGCCGUUCAUUUGUUAAUGCCUGUUUAAAUGAUACGAUUAUUAAUGUCAUUUUUCUGUAAAUGUGUCUUUAUGUUUCCCACCCAAUCCCAUUCUUGUAGAUAUUAGCUGUUUAGAUUUUAGGCCCUAUGCAACCAGGUCCUGUAUAGUAUACUUUUUUGGGAAAUAGCAUGCAGGAUUUCCCAAAUUUGCCAGGGAUGUGGGGGGGGGAAUAGACUUUUUCUUGCUAAGAGUGACAUUGUAAGUUCCUUCCUGAGAGUAUCUUUUCCUGUUGAGAGGCACUAAUUACAUUGUUGGGCUCACUUCACAACACUCACAGUCUUCCCCACUGCCCUGUAAUAAUUAAUUGUAAAUAUUUCUUAUUAAGUAAAGCUCCCUACUUCCAUUAGUUUUCUUUGAGAUAUGCUAUUUAUUUAAAACUAAGGGCUACGGUCAGAAAAAUGACUGCUGUGAUAACUAAUUCUAUCUACCUGCAAUAUUCAAUAGAUUAAACAAUAUCCAACUCA